Molecule: messenger RNA, 2714 nt
Organism: Carya illinoinensis
Lineage: Eukaryota; Viridiplantae; Streptophyta; Magnoliopsida; Fagales; Juglandaceae
Exons: 4
Coding region: 543-2399 (618 amino acids)
Molecular function (GO): calmodulin binding
Source: RefSeq, a predicted model, not a curated record
GCCAUGUUUUUAGAUUCUUCGCCCGGUCUUUGGUUUCCUGCGGGACCCCGCAUUCUAUUAUAUUUUCCACAGUUUCCUUCUCCCUAUUGGAUUCUGCAACAAACACGCAGAGCAGAGGAAAGUCCACCUAACCAAAACAAAUAGGAAAUGGAACGAAACAGUCGCUUGCACGAUCUCUGAAGCAAAAUCCCACCUUUAGAUAUUUAUAUUUCUUUUAUUGUAUAAACAAUUUUUCCCAAAAAAGAAAGAAAAGCAAAAGAGAAGCUCGUAUACUGGAGCACGCCGCAUUCGUUUCAUUCAUAUAUUUUGGUUUUGCUUUAUCUUCGGUUUCUGGUUAACCAGACUUUUGCUGAGGAAGCCCAGUAAAGAGAUUGGUUUUGCGGUUCUGGUUCUUUUCCUUCUUUACACAGGCGUCUGCUGAAUAUUCAGGUUUUGGCGGUUGAAGAUCUCUUGAAAACCUUUCCAGCUUGAAGUUGUGUGUAAUUUGAAACUUUUGAACUAGAGAUUGGGCUCUUGUGAGUUUUUUGUUCUGUAUUGCUCUGAUGGCUGAGGGGAGUGUCAAUUCACCAGUGACCCCAGAAAGAACUAUGCCUAAUGGCAACAAUUUGAGAAGAAAUUCUACAGGAAAAGCAAGUUCUUCAAACACUGGAGAAAGCAUUCUUCCUCAUUAUCUCCGGGCGUCGACUGGUUCCUGCCAUGAUUUUUGUAAGUAUGGAAGAAAACAUGCAUUUGAAGAAAAGGAAAGGCGUUCCAUGCUGAAAAGAGUUGUAAAAAAAUCAUUUGACAGCAGAAAUCCAGUGGUGACUGUUGCUCUGCCAAGGAGAAAGGAGACAUUAGUGAUCAAGCUCAAGCCUUCACAUGAAUCUCAAUCCUAUACAUCUGAUACCCCUUGGACCAUUAAGCAUGAAGCGUCAAAACAAUCACUUGAGAGUCAAAAUCCAGCAGAAAGGGAUGUUCUGGUUGAGAGGAAAAAGAAAUCGGGGGUUGAGAUUAAGUCUUCAUCUUAUUCAAAAGCACCUUCACAUGAGUCCAAAUCCUAUUCAUGUGAUACCCCUCAGACCAUUAAGCGUGAAGUAUCAAAACAAUCACCUGACAGUCAAAAUCAAGCAGAAAGUAAACUUCUGGUUGAGAGGAAAAAGAAAUCAGGGGUUAAGUUUAAAUCUUCACCCUCUUCAAAAACCCAUAUAUCUCAUAACCCCAAAACUAUGAAGCAGGAAGUGUCAUCUAGUGAAAAGGUGAAAGUUUUUUCAAGAAAAGGUUCAGCAAAGGCUAAAGAUUUAAACUUGUCCAUGAAGCAUGCCACUUCUUUGAAGCCACAAUCUCUGACAGCGAUGCCAAGGUCUUUUCCAAAUUCCACAGGAGGUAAAAGUGGCCUAAGUGGCCUAAGAAACGGUGAUGUCAAGACUGGCAAGAUGAGUGGGACCUUUAGAGUAGCUGCAAAGAAGGUUCUGGCUCCUCCACCAGCCUCAUUGCCUUCAAAGUCUUCUGUCAACAAAGUUGCAAAUGUAAAUGAAAGAAACCACAGGGACUUGAAAAUUGUGUCUCCUUAUACAAAUAACAAUAUCAGAAAAGCUGAACCUAAGCAACACGAUGAGGUUCAUGAGAAAACCCUGUAUGUCAUCAAGAUGGAAACUGAGAAUAAACCUCUGGAAUCUGAUCAAAAUGAAAGUCAUGCAAUUGAAUUGUUGCCUGCUGCAUCAUCGCCACCAAAGUUUUUAUCCCUCCCAAAUGCUCAGUCUUCUUCAUCCCACGAAGAAGAUUGUGAAGAGGAAUCUGAGUAUACAAUGAGUGAAGCAGAAGACGAGUUACCCUCAGAAAGCAAUGAAACUGAGCACAUAGAAGAAGCAGAAGAAGAUUGUGAAGAGGAAUCUGAGUAUACAAUGAGUGAAGCAGAAGACGAGUUACCCUCAGAAAGCAGUGAAACUGAGCACAUAGAAGAAGCAGAGACCGUUGAAGAGAGAUACAAUGGGAGGCCCAGAAAGGCUGGGAUGGUUUGUUCUGAAGAUAAAAAGGGCCAAGCAUUGAAGUUAAAGUUCAGGAGAGGGAAGGUGGUCGAUAGUCAGUCUUUGACUAACAGCCCAAGAAGGCUCAAAUUCAAGCGGGGAAAAGUGUUAGGGGACAACCAAAAUGUCAAGGCCGUUGUCCGAAGGAGAAGCUUUAAGAGGCCAGAAGUUGACAGUGACACAUACGGCACCGAACCUGACCCACAAAAAGUUGUUUUGAGACAUCAAGAUGUGCAGGGGAAGAGAGAUGCCCAAGGUUUGUUUAAUAACGUCAUUGAAGAAACAGCAAGCAAACUUGCUGAAACCCGGAAGAGCAAGGUUAAGGCCUUGGUGGGUGCUUUUGAAACUGUGAUCUCACUUCAAGAGAAAAAACCUUCUGCAAAUACUGUCACUUGAGUUGAAAAGAGAACCCUUUUUCAGCGGCAAUCUCUUGGUUUUAAAAGAAUUAAUCAAAAUAAAUGUCGGUUAACAAGAUUAUGGAGCUGCAGCUGCGUAAUAGUAGAUUGCUGCUGUUGACGUUACAAGGCCUGGGUGUAGAGUUGAAUGGAGAGUCUUGUAUUGUACUGAGCCGUGUGUUGUACUGUUUUUGACAUACAUGACCUACAUUUUCUAAAGGUCAGGCUGCGUUUUUGCUUUCUUUUCUUUUUGAAUUUCUUGCCUAAUGUGGUUGAUUUGUACAUUGUGAAUAAAACCAGCUUACUCUUGUCUUUA